UCUUACUUGUCAUGAAAUCAAUAGUGUAAACUAAGAUGGCACCUUAAGGUAGCAUGGCCUUUCCAUGUGUCACCAUGUCAAUUGAUUAAUCCUUGCACCAAGUAUGAAUCCAAAAACCCAAAUCCCAAAUACCAACACCCCCCCACCAUAAUUGAGCACCUUCACAUGAAUGAACAACCAACCCCACACCACAACUCAUCAAAAUCCUCAACCACAACUCAUCCCCUCUUCCACAUUAUGUAUUUCACCACACUUCUUUAGCAUUAACACCUGCCUCCAAAACCAAGCAUGUGCCGACAAAUUGCACCGAAACCAGUCCCAACGCCCAUUAUUUCUAUCAUCUCUCUGUUUCCCUAACUGAACACCGCUCACUCUGUUUUGUUCCAAAUGACUCUGUUUUUGCCAUUAGGCUUCCCUUCUAAGCCCCAUCCAAACAAUGCUUCCACCCUAAGCAAACCAACAAGUUCCCAUAACCAAUUGCAAGAAACCCAUUUUCCCAAGAACCCCUUUGAAACACAUGUUCUAAGCACCACCUCCAACCAUAUUCUCCAUUUUCCUUCCUCUAUCCCCCUCUCUCUCUCCUGAAUACAUAGAUGACUGAUGCAAAUGCUGCUUCAUUUGAGGCAUUUCUCCAAGGGUGGAUGGUGCGCCAAAGAGGUUACCUUGACGAGCUUCUCUCAGCUCAGCAACACUAUCAGGAGAUGCAGGAUGAUGAUGAUGUGAGGCAAUUAAUCAACAGGGUAAUCUGCCACUAUGGACAAUACUUUGAAGAGAAAUCAAAGAUUGCCCACCAAAAUGUUCUUCUUGUUUUCUCACCACCAUGGUUCAGUUCAUUGGAAAGAACCUUUCUUUGGGUUGGGGGGUUCAAGCCAGGAGUGUCUUUUCAGGUUGUGAACACAGCUUUGGAGGAUUUGUCAGAAGAACAAAAGGAGAGGUUGAGUCUGCUGAACCAAGAGACCAAGGUGAAGGAGAGAGCCCUCAAUGAUGAGUUGGCCAAGCUUCAUGAGAGUGUGGCAGCUCCACCGCUAGUGGACAUGGCAAGGAGCCAUGGGAGGGUGUGUUUCAGCAGGUCCUUCAUGGCAGAGGAGGGCUCUUCUGUUCCAAGCACUUUCAGAGAGACAUUGGAGAAUCUUGUGGCCAAUGCAGAUGCUUUAAGGACAAACACAUCUUUGAAGAUUUUUCAGGUACUGAGACCUGCUCAGAUUGUCUCAUUCUUGGUUGCUGUGGCUGAGCUUCAGAUCAGGAUCAGGUCUUGGGGUUUGGACAAGGAUUCUCAGAAUGGAGGCCAAGGGUGAAAAGUCAAUCAUGGGAAUAUGAAGGCUUUUUAUGUAAGGUGCUUUCGGUUUUUGUCUUUUGGGAACUGCUUUGAGUUGGAGGAUGGAUACAUGCAUAGGCCUUAAGCCUUUUAGCAUCAUGAUGGUGGAUGAUGUGCAUUGGGCAGUGAGCAUGUUCAGCAUUUGAUGGUAAUGCUGUUUCUCUCUACCUGAAGUUUCUUUAAUGAGCAAUCAACAAUGGUGAACAAAACAAGGCCAUGCAAUGCAUGCUUUUAUCUAGAGGCUAAAGCAUCAAUAUAUUUGUACCUCUGAUAUAGAGGCAAGCACUCAUGGAUCUCUUCACUCAAGCAGCUACCCCAGAUUUCAAUUGGUUGCUAUAUUUACCAUAGUAAGUAGGUAGUAGAUACCUAAGGAUUAUUUUAUUUUUCUUUUGUGAUAUUAAGACAUGUUUUCUAGUGAAGAACUUGGAUGGAUGUAUAGGAUGUGGAACCUUGAAAAUUACUUUUUCAACAUCCCACACACUUUGACAUUGCAUCAAAGUAGGUUUCUCCCUAAGGGGUCUUUUUGGCCCUUUCCUCAACACAGGGGGUUCAUAAGUUCAUUCACACAGCAAGAGCAGGACAAUAACUAAUGCUAAAGCAGCAGUUUCAAACAUUCAGCAUCUACAAGUUAUCAGAAGUGAAAGCGUGGAUAUGGACUGGAAGAAUAUCUCAAGAUCAUUAAUUUUCAUUUCCCUGCUUUGUUAUUAACACAUUUGUAUAAUUAUUUAAUGCUUAUGGAUUGUUAUUCGAUUCAUAUUAUUAUAAAUACAUAAACCAACGAAGUCUAUUAGUCCAUAGAGGAACA
This is a messenger RNA of Glycine soja, 2120 nucleotides long. Its product is annotated as protein DOG1-like 4. Gene Ontology annotation, molecular function: sequence-specific DNA binding. Gene Ontology annotation, biological process: DNA-templated transcription. Bases 594 to 1295 code for a protein of 233 amino acids. The record is from RefSeq and is a predicted model, not a curated record. The transcript has a single exon. NCBI's taxonomy places the organism in Eukaryota, Viridiplantae, Streptophyta, Magnoliopsida, Fabales, Fabaceae.